AUGGGGAAGAACGACAAGAAGGAGAGAGAAGUGGGGCCCAACAUCAACAACGUACCGAAUCGCGACGUUCUCCAAAGGCUCAAUUUUAUGUACCAGGCGAGCGCCUAUUUGCAGAGAUGUGGGUUGGAAGGUCUUGAAGAGACCUCACAGCAGUCCUCGACCUCCAACUCGAAGGCUGAAGACGUUCAGUCCGCACAGCCAGGCCUAGGCCAAGAGCCUGGCGGAUCGAAGUGUACCAACAAGAAGAGGAAGAAAUCCAAAUCCAGAAAGUCGACGAGCGAGAUUUUGGAUGACCUCGGGCAGUUCUAUGCUCGCUCGAUACCAACCGUGGCUCAAAGGACGACUCUGAAGAUCGAUCCCUCUGUCAAACGGACAUUAUGCAAAGGGUGUAAAACAACCCUGAUACCAGGAGUUUCUGUCGCUACGCGCCUACGCAAGCUUUCAUCGCACGGCCACGCUAUGGUUUACAGGUGCUUGAAUUGCAAAACCACGAAACGGAUACCGGCUCCUCGAAUCCCUGACGGGUCUCCCUCUCUCGAAACCGAGUCGGAAAAGUCUGUCACUAGGAAGCCAGCUCGCUUGCCGCCACUUUCCGAGCAAAGAGACGCUGGACAUGUCCUAUUCUGCGGAACUGAGAAGAUCGAGCAUCCAGAGGAAGAGACAACGGCCUAG
This is a messenger RNA of Coprinopsis cinerea okayama7#130, 672 nucleotides long. RefSeq lists its product as hypothetical. Bases 1 to 672 code for a protein of 223 amino acids. The record is from RefSeq and is a predicted model, not a curated record. Gene Ontology annotation, cellular component: nucleolar ribonuclease P complex. Gene Ontology annotation, biological process: tRNA processing. The transcript has 3 exons. NCBI's taxonomy places the organism in Eukaryota, Fungi, Basidiomycota, Agaricomycetes, Agaricales, Psathyrellaceae.